AUGGACUUAUCUACAAAUCCGUCCACCUUGAUUAAUAAAAUGAUUCGAUUAUAUUGUAUUGAAGACAGGAUUUUCAGUGGGUUCUUAUACACUGUAGACCCAAAGACAGGGAACUAUGUGUUAUUUUCACAAAUGAAUGGAAAAUACCAACCAACUAUUGUCCGCUGUGAAGUAGUUGAGAGGGUAGAAAUACUUGGUGAUGAAAUCCCAUCCGAGUUAAUAAAAAUUUUUGAUUCUUUCACAUCAAUUGACAAAUGUUCAUUGAAUACAAGUGAAGAAAUGCAAACAACAUCUUCGGCUAUCAAAACGUUAACAUCAGAUGAGUUAAGUUGUCGACGUGAGAAAAUCAUCAAACUAUUUUCUUUAAAUCAUCUAAAUGAAGUAACUGUAAAUGAUCGAGAGGAAGUAGUUAUUCAUAAUGUGGUAUUUAUUAAGCCGCCAUACAAUAUCGACUGUUGUUCUGGUAAAAAUAUGAUUAUAUUGGAUCGUGUUAAAAAUUUAAUCGGUAAAUUAGAAGAGGAUAGAAACAAUCCAGUCGAAUGAAGUACAAGAAUUAGCUCAGAAUGAUACUUUAUGUAUACCGUUCCUACACAAAUGCUUAAUUUCCAUAUAAUUUAUCGUUGCCUGUUUGUCUAAUAUUUCGUGGCAUUUCUCCUUAAUAUAUUUGUGUAAAUGCUCUUAAAUGAUUGUAUGUAUAACUGUACAGUUAAACAGUUUUCGUGCAUUUAAGGUUUUAUUUCCAAUAACUGUCUAAUAUUUCAACUUAAUU
Messenger RNA from Schistosoma bovis, 769 nucleotides. The record is from the annotation of a GenBank genome assembly. NCBI's taxonomy places the organism in Eukaryota, Metazoa, Platyhelminthes, Trematoda, Strigeidida, Schistosomatidae.